Molecule: messenger RNA, 1115 nt
Organism: Biomphalaria glabrata
Lineage: Eukaryota; Metazoa; Mollusca; Gastropoda; Planorbidae
Product: tumor necrosis factor receptor superfamily member 26-like
Exons: 1
Coding region: 132-830 (232 amino acids)
Molecular function (GO): protein binding
Source: RefSeq, a predicted model, not a curated record
CAACGGAAAUUUGAAAUGUUGUGAAGGUGUUAUUGGGUGUGUUACCAAGCGCUAAAGAAAACCAGACACAAAGCUUUAUUUGCAAUAUGGUGUAAUUAUAAAUAGAUAUGAUGUUGUGAUUCGGUUCUGAAAUGAUAAGGCUACCAUUCGUGUUCUCUUGUUGGAUUUUCCUGUUUCCGAGUGAAAACCGUGUCACUAUCAGACAUUUUGUGAUUUUUAAACUUAUCUAUAGUUUGCUGUUCUGGACUGUGAUGGCCCAAAAUGUCUAUGAGAACAUGUUCGAGCCGUGUGACCUGGGGUACUGCGGGUCUGGGGAAAGACUUAACUCUAGUACCAGAGAGUGUGUCCCCUGUGAAGAAGGGACGUUUAUUGAUAUUCGCAACCACAGUUGCCUAGACUGCAAGCCCUGCACCCACCCUGAAACGGCCGACUUUGAAAUCAGUUUGUCCAAUUGUACGACAGUGUCGGACACCGUCAUCGGCUGCCGUGAGGGCCACUACAUGAGAGCGGGGGCGGUGCUUGGGAUGUCUGACUCUUGUGAACCUUGCAGUGGGUGCCAAAAGGGGAAAGUUGUAGUGAGGAAAUGUGGAGGGGAAAAUGACACCCUUUGCUCCGUCAACGCCACGGAAUUCUCACAAGUGGAUCAAACCAACACUCACACUUUCUCUAAUGUAGCCAUCGUGGGUAUAGUGUCAUCAUUCACAUUAUCUAUAUCUGUACUCACUCUGAUCUACUGCUGCUACAGAAAAAAUAGAACUGAGAGAAGUAACAGAGAGAUUCCUAAAGUUACAUACAAAUUAAUGAUAGGCAUCCAUUGUACAUACAUAUGAAAUGUGCACAUUGUCUGUACACAUUACAGCAUCGUAUUUUACGUACAAUUUAUUGGGACACAUUAUGUGUGAAUAUAUACUUAUAUCUAAUUUAAAGUUCCCCUUUCAGACCUUGCGAUCUAUGGGGCAGAUGAUGUUGAGGUCAUCUGUUUCUCUGGCCAGCGGUUAACGAGCAAGGUGUCACGUAUCUUUGUUAGACUACACUGUAAAGCCGAAUACAUGUAAAUAGCACCAAACACUUGUAAAAAAACAUGCAAAGUUAUAGGCUUGAAAGAUACAUUCGUU